Molecule: messenger RNA, 1798 nt
Organism: Amoebophrya sp. A25
Lineage: Eukaryota; Dinophyceae; Syndiniales; Amoebophryaceae
Source: the annotation of a GenBank genome assembly
AUGCGGUUCAUAAUCAGCGAGAUGAUCAAAAGCAAUCCCAACGUUUUCGAGCUUUUUCGCGACGAUACGACUACAGUGUUCUGGGAGGGCAACUACAAGAAGGCUAUCAUUCAAUCUGGUGCAGGUCAGUCUCUAUUCGGGGACUUUGAUCCGCACGAGCGGCAUCGCAGGGCGGAAGCAUCCAGCGCUGUCCAAGAACAGAGCAACGCAUCAGCGGCGAUGCAAAGUAGUGCAAUUGGGGGGAAAGCGCCUGGAGCAGCUACGUCGUCUUCUAGUAACAACAUUGAAGCACCUCUCAUCGAAGAUUCUGCUAACUUGUUUCCAGUGGAUCCGGAAUUUGAGUACCUCUUUGCCGAGGACGUGAAUCCGGCAAACCUGGUGAUGGAAGACGACAUGGGGGACGUCUUUGGCGACGGCGUUAAUGAUUUCGAUGACCCCUCCGCUAACUGGCCGCCAGCCGCGGAGCGGCUACUACCCGCAGGUAGCGACCCCACCGCCGGCUCAUCAAGAGAUCCACCUCCAGCGCUUCGUCCUGUCUCGGUCGAUGAGUUCAGUGCCCCCGCUGGUGAUUAUCAGGAGGAAGAGGCGUUGCAGAUCAAUGUAGAACUAGCAGAGUUUAUCGAGAAUGUCACACUCACGGAGACGGAGUGGGCGGAAGUGUUUUACAUCUGCAUGUACGGGAUUCAAGAGGGAGAGGCGAAUCUUGUUCAGGAGAAUUUCUAUCCUGUCGGCCGUGUUCAUGCUGGAAAAAACGCGGUAGUUGAGGCCCCUGUGUCCACCAUCCGGACAACAGCUCAGAAGUUCAUCUUCAAACUAGAAGAAUUCAGGAGGAAGCAGCGUGUUGCAGCUAUUCCUGCACGCGGAAAAGGAGGUGGCAAGGCAAUGAAGAAAGCGGCUGCAAAACCUAAAGCGGCGCGGCAGAUGCAGGGAGGUGGAGGCGUGAAGAUUAGCACGACGGAUGCUGGUCUCAACGAGAUGCAAGGAAACCGCGAUCGGUUCAACGUUGGAGACGAGGCUGAGGAGGAGAAUGUGGUAUUACUUAUCUUCGAACAAAAAUACCUUCCGACGUCGAGUUUUAUGCAUGUCGAAAGUAACCUUUCUUUCUCUGACGUUGGACGCUGGUUGUAUUUGUGACUGUUGCUCUUAUCUUCUCUAAACAACACAGAACGACGAGGAGCCGGAAGUGGAGCUGGAUUCUGAUAUUAACAUGCUGGUCAACGAUCCAUCGUUUAGGCCUCUUGCUGCGUGCUUGAAUGGGAAUAAGGUUCUUGACAAAGAGUGGAAGAAAGUUCGUGAAGAGUUCACGACUGAGGCUGGCAAGAAGAAGAUCGAGUCGUCGAAAGCGAAAUUCCACCGAGAAGAUCUCUGCCUUGAAAGUUUGCACCUCAUAGACCUCGGUAAGCGCUGGCCGGUGAAGUGCUUCUCCUGCGGCAAAACGAUUGGCGAGAUGUGGAAGGGCUGGGUGACGAAUAAUGGUCCGACUCUGUAUUACCGUGGUCACAAUCAAAAAACACCGUACAACAAGGCGCUCGGUCCAGAAUCUCACAUCAAGGUGCAUGCUCAGUCAGUCUACCGCUGUCUUUGUGGGUGGUGGAAGCGGGGCACGCUUUGGACAACCAAAGACGCCACAAUGCUCAUCGACCAGUCAAAGCUGUGGCAGUGUGCAAUUUUUUUGGCGACGCAUCGUCUAAUGAGUGAGGCAGCAUCGUGCAAGGGCAGGUGCACUGCACGCACAAAGUUCGACACUCUCUCCAGAAGCAACACUUUCAAAGCUCGCCAAAAGGCGAAUCCGGGUUAA